UCUUACAUCAGAGCAAACUGCGAUGAUUAAAAUAUCUGCCUUUAAACAGUCCGUUUCAACGACGUGACCCUGAAGCACAACUUGAGCUUAUUUUCCGCCAAGCCAAAGCACUAAUGGUUCUAGUGAAUAGCCAGAAGAGGGAGAACAUGACUGAGAGAUUGUGAGGCUGGCUCCAGUUAAUUGGAGCCAUAAUCCUUCAGCCCCAGAGGCGUCUGUGCUGCCCGGAGCUACACAUUUCUCCUUUCACUUCUUUCUUUCUUUCUUUUCCCUUUUUUUUUAAAAAACCCGGCUCUGCUCUGUUAUUUAUCCCGCUGAAGCCUUUUUCCUCCCUUAUAGCCUAAGCGACCUUUUUAUUUUUGGACUCUUGAAGAUAGCAAUCUGAAGAUACGCAGGACGACUGGAGGAGGAUAAAGUUAACACAGAGAAUCAGAAGAAAAUUAAGAGAACUGAAGGAAGAAGCUGAAACCUUUUAAAGGAAGGAAGAAGCAUGUCGCGCCUGUCUCUGACCCGCUCGCCGGUCUCUCCGUUGGCAGCCCAGGGCAUCCCGCUGCCAGCUCAGCUCACCAAAGCCAACGCGCCCGUGCACAUCGAUGUGGGGGGUCACAUGUACACCAGCAGCUUGGCCACACUCACCAAGUACCCCGACUCCAGGAUCAGUCGUCUGUUUAACGGCACCGAGCCCAUCGUGCUGGACAGUCUGAAGCAGCACUAUUUCGUUGACAGGGACGGAGAGAUUUUCCGCUUCAUCCUCAGCUUCCUCAGGACCUGCAAGCUCUUACUGCCCGAUGACUUCAAGGAAUUCCACCUGCUGUAUGAGGAGGCCCGCUAUUACCAGCUCUACCCCAUGCUGAAGGAACUGGAGCGAUGGAAGCAGGAGCGGGAUCAGCGGCGCUUGGCUCAGCCCUGCGAGUGUCUGGUGGUGCGCGUGACACCCGACCUCGGUGAGAGGAUCGCACUCAGCGGGGAGAAGAUCCUCAUCGAGGAGAUCUUCCCCGAGACCGGAGACGUCAUGUGCAACUCGGUAAACGCCGGCUGGAACCAGGACCCCACCCACGUCAUCCGCUUCCCCCUCAACGGCUACUGCAGACUGAACUCAGUACAGGUGCUGGAGCGUCUGUUCCAGAAGGGCUUCAGCGUGGCGGCGUCGUGCGGCGGCGGAGUCGACUCGUCCCAGUUCAGCGAAUACGUGCUGUGUCGCGAGGAUAGACGGAGCCAGAACACGAACACGUCCCUCAGGAUAAAACAGGAGCCGCUGGACUAAAAAAACACUGCACUCCUAACUCCUAACAACUUACACACAUACACACACACACACACACACACACACACACACGACUUCGUACGCCUGGUAGCAACAGCGGAAUGCAAUGGAAACAAACACAAACAGCCAAAACACCCAUCGAGGCCAAUCCAAAGACUAGAAACACUUCAAACACCGACACUGUUGUUUCUCGCAGGCCAAAGCCAACGCCAUUGUCAGUGCUGUCAGUAGUUCCUGGCCUGUGAUGAUGUUUGGGGUUUCUUUACAUUGCGUGUGGACGGGUUGUGUUUAGGGACGCCAGCUAAACCACACUGAACAGCACAGGGUCUCUAGACCUCCGCCAGCGAUUGUUAUUCCUUCUUGUUUAUAGAGUUUUAUGUUUUUCUCCGUCCGCCACACUGAUGUAUACAGUCUUUAACGCUA
Messenger RNA from Trichomycterus rosablanca, 1684 nucleotides. RefSeq names its product BTB/POZ domain-containing protein kctd15. The transcript is spliced from 5 exons. Gene Ontology annotation, molecular function: protein binding. The record is from RefSeq and is a predicted model, not a curated record. Bases 488 to 1261 code for a protein of 257 amino acids. Lineage: Eukaryota; Metazoa; Chordata; Actinopteri; Siluriformes; Trichomycteridae. Gene Ontology annotation, biological process: protein homooligomerization.